AUGUCUACACUAGAGAAAUUUAACAGCCAGUUUGGUGCUAUCAUUGAGAGUGACCAGAUAGGGAUAAAGAACAAUUGUGCUGAUGAGUUUGAAGAUCAGGGCAAUGAAAUUUUAGUUUUCUUUCAUAUUGAAACGUGCCUAACUGAAAUCCAGGAGAUUUCAUGUUCUCAUAUACCUGUGAAGAUGGUUUCUUUUCUAACUCUCUUUCAGAACUCUCCUCUUUACCAGUAUUUGCAGGAUUUGGGACAUACCGAUUUUGAAGUAUGUUCAGCUGUGUCACAAAAGACAGAACAAUGCACAGCAGAAGAGGGACAACAAGGACAGACUUCCCAGACCACCCAGAAACAAGGCACCCUCUCAAAGCUAGCUGAACUCUUUAGAAGCUGGUUUCCUUUUUCACCGUGUAAGAAAAAAGAUGACAUACUCUACCGUCUGGAUGUUGGAUUUCGACUUGAUGCACUCCGGACUAUCCUGCAACAGGAAGUUCUGCUACAGGAGGAUGUGGAACUAAUUGAGCUGCUCGACCCCAGUAUCCUGUCUGGAGGGCAGAGCAAGCAACAGGAAAAUGGACACCUUCCAACUCUACGCUCCCUAGCAACUCCUAAUAUUUGGGAUGUCUCAUUGCUGCUUGUCUUUGUCAGUGCAUUUAUUGUGCUUCCUUCUUGGUGGAGUUCAUCAUUUUGGCUGGAGUGGGGACUCAUUCUUUCAGUCUAUAUGGUCAUACGAGUGUGGAGCACUUGGAGGACAGCGAAACUGCAAAUGGCCCUGCGAAAAUACAGUCUCCAGCUGGAAGAGACAGUGGCAAACAGCCGAGCUUUCACUAAUCUUGUGAGAAAAGCUCUGCGACUCAUUCAGGAGACUGAAGUUAUUUCCAGAGGAUUUACCCUGGUCAGUGCUGCUUGCCCAUUUAAUAAAGCUGGACAGCAUCCUAGUCAGCAUCUCAUUGGUCUUCAGAAAGCUGUUUACAGAUCUGUCAGAGCGAACUUCCGAGCUUCAAGACUGGCUACUCUGUACAUGCUGAAAAACUACCCUUUAAACUCAGAGAGUGACAAUGUGACCAACUACAUCUGUGUAGUUCCUUUUAAAGAGCUGGGUCUUGGACUGAGUGAAGAGCAGGUGUCUGAAGAGGAGGCGCACAACCUCACAGAUGGCUUCAGCCUGCCUGCACUCAAGGUUCUGUUUCAGCUCUGGGUAGGACAGAGUUCAGAAUUCUUCAGACGACUAGUACUGCUGCUGUCUUCAACUAAUGCAUCCCCUAAGCCCUUGAUCACCCCAGAACGUUUGCCUCAUCAUAUUUUGUCUGACGUGACUCAAGGUCUACCUCACACUCAUGCUGCCUGCUUACAAGAGCUUAAGCGAAGCUAUGAAUUUUAUCGGUACUUUGAAACACAGCAUCAGUCUGGAUUGGAACGUUCAACCAAAAGGAAACAAAAGUCAAGAGAGCUGAACAGCCUUCAUAUAGCAGUGCGCAGUUUGCAGCUUCAUCUCAAGGCCCUGCUAAAUGAGGUAAUAAUUCUUGAGGAUGAACUUGAAAAACUCGUUAGCUCUAAGGAGACACAAGAACUACCAACAGAGGCAUAUCAAGUUCUUGAACAAAAACUAAAAUUGAUUCAGCCACACGUCCAAGCGAGCAACAGCUGCUGGGAAGAGGCCAUUUCUCAGGUGGAAAAAAUGGGUCGAAGAAACCCAGACAUAAAAGGUAAACCCGAAGUAUCUUUUGAUAACACACACUGUACCAUGCUACCUUUACUACACUCCACCCUGCACAUAGAGGACAAAGACCCAGUCCCUGAAGAGCAGGAAUUGGAAGCAUAUGUUGAAGAUACAGAUAUGGACAAUGAAUACAGAACAGAUGACUUUUACUGCUUUUCCCAGGAAGAGAGGGAGAGACAAAGACAUGAGAGGGAAGAGUCUAAAAGAGUAUUACAAGAACUGAAAUCUGUGUUGGGUUUUAAGGCUUCAGAGGCAGAAAGGCAAAAAUGGAAGCAGCUGCUAUUUAGUGACCAUGCUGCGGUGAAACCCUUGUCUCCUGUAGAACCAGUGGAUCCCAUAAAUAAUCUGGAAUCACCUAUGAAUUCAGAUAUAGGAAAACAGGAUGGCAUCCAAGGUAGUGAUGAUUCUGAAGAAAGAGACUCAAAUCCAAAACCACAUGCCACUGAGAAAAGGAGGACUGAAUAUUUGUUUGAAGAUCCAGUAAUGGUUGAAAACAAAGACAUUGCUCCUGGGGAAGGUGCAUCUCCAGUAGCUGAAAAAAGAACACGUUAUCAGUGCGAAGGUGAAGGUGAAGAAUCCAUACUACCCAUUGUGGAUGGACUGGAGACUUCACAGACACCUCUGAGAGAUGCAUUACAAUCCUCCAUCAAACAUAGGCUGGCUCAGCUCCAUAUAUCAACAGAUUUCAACUUUACAUCUGGUCUAGCUGCACAGGUUGCUGCCAGAUCACUUACUUUUACUACAAUGCAACAACAGACUUUUGGAGAUGAGGAGGAGGCAGAAGAAGAGACGCAGGACAGUGAAAAUCAUAUGCAAGAGAACAAUGAUGAAGGCACCGUCUCUGAAAAUGGGGAAGUGUUCUAAGUCCCUGAUGAACUUGGUUAAACAAUGCAUUGCCUACUUGAAUUCCAUAAAAAGCAGGUGUUGGGAAUAGCCAAGGCUUGGGCUUAGAGAAAAACAUGCCGGCUGGAAGAAACAGACAGAAAUGUAAUAUGUACUGUUCCCUGUAUUUGACACACUCAGUAGGGUUUGCCAAGUACUUUGAUGAUAUGCAGGUAAGCUAAGGAGUUACAGAGUGUGGACCCAAAGAAUAGUUGUGUAUCUCCUCCUGAUGAUACUAAUGGGUUUUGGAACAUAAAUAUUUUAUGUUUAUUUAUUUAUAUGAUUCUUUUUUUUCCUAAAACGAAGAGAACAUUCUCACUUUCAUUUUUAGCAGAAUCCAUUUUUCAUUUCAUGAUUUUACUUAUCAUAGCAUCAUCAGUUAUAAUAGAAAUAGUCAAAGUGAUUCUGUCUGAAGAACAUAAACGGUAAUGUGUGAUCCUCCCCACCACCUUUCCUUCAUCUUUAUUGUCUUCUGUAUUUGGGUUAACUAUCUUAGGAAUUUGUAACUUCAUGACUAAGAAUGCUCCCAAAGCUAAAUUUUAAAUAAAAACAUGAAAAACCUAAUAAUGUAUAUGUCCUGGGAUAUUGGGCUAAAGUAGUAUGAAGUUAGCUGCAUAUCAGAUAAAGAUUCCAAAUAUAGUUCAUAAAGGGUGAAUAGAUGAUUGAUAAGAGUUUAUAAUUGCAUUAUAGAAAGUUUUAGUAUGUGUUAUAGAAAGUUAUAAACACAUUAGUAGAAAGUACUAUAGAUGGUUAGAAGUAGCUUGUUGGACUUGAUUAGCAGUUGAUUAUUGAUUUAUUAAAACACCUAUUAAUUGUUCAUUGGCCCUUUGUAAAUUGAAUCUUAAUAUAAUGUUUAACUUACAUUAUUUGCACAGGGUUACAAAACACAGUGCUGUAUUGUUGUACAUCUCUAUCCAUGACCUGGAGUAAAUUCUUAGGCUAAGUUAAAUGAGUAGUUUCUUUAAGGUUAUACAGUAAUUUUGUUUAGGUGUCAUAGCUGCUGUUUUCUAAUGUUGUUUCACUUUUCUUUUGAUAACAUCUAUAACGUGUUUUGAUAAAGAAAUCAGCAGAGACCAUGAAUUUAUUCCAUUCUAGUUAAGCUGUGUCUUGUAACCCAGUUGAAAUCUAAACUGAAACAUUCAAUAUAGGCCUGUAUUAGUUCUUUGAUGUGAAAAGUAGCUCUGCCCUGGAAAAAAGCACCCCUCUAGAGAAGGGGGGAGAGUCAUGGUUUCAGUGGGUGCUUUGAUACAGCCCUCUGAUGCAUCUCCCACGUAAGGGUUCCAUGGCUCUGAGUGAGAGAUUUCCAAUCAGAAAUCACGCCAUUAACAGCUCUUGUUAAUUCUUCUCUACACUGGUUGACAGCUUGUGGUAGGAGUAUGAAGCAGUAUAGACUCAAAGGCAGCACCAUUUCUGAGGGUAUUGUGCUGCCACAAUGGAAGGGGGAGACAAGGGAACUCAAAGAAUGCCUCUGUUCCUGAAACAGAACUUCUUGACCAUUAUGUGGCAAGACAGAUCCUGUCAUGCAGCAUUUCUCCUACUCUGGUAGUGAUUAGGAGAAAAGACUGUGAAUAUAAAUAUGUGACAUUUCACAACCCCUAAAUAAGGAUAAUAUAAAUAGAGGGAGCAUGUGGGUUUGAAUUAUUGUUUGCACAAUAUAAACUCUGUUUUCUUCCUGGUUUUGUACUUCUCUUGCACAAAGACUGUGGGAGGAGAACGUAUUAACAUGUUUCAUUAGCCCGUGAUUCUGUUUUCUAUGCCCUUAUGUAUAUGUAGAUAGGUAGAUGUUAUGUAGAAUGAAUUGUACCUGGGGAGGACUUGCAGAAAUGUGGUAUUUGCUCAACUAUGAUGUAUGCAGCAGCCAAGCAUCCUGUCAGGUAGUAGAGUUUGUUCUACUCAAGGCCAGAGAGAGAUCUACUGAGAAAAUGGAGUUCUUGAUAUAAUUUUCAAUAUGAUGGCUCUUUAGAACACCUGAAUAGAUAGAGUUGGGAGAUUGUCAGUGCUAAUUAAAAAGGUGUCUUCCUUGUCCUUGACUUAAGAACCUUGACUUCACCAAGUGCCCUGUUUUUUUGUUUUUAGCUAGUUUGUUAUAUUAUCUAGUUUUAUUUUGUAACUGACUUUAUCCCACCAAUGCACCACCAGCAUUUUGUCACCUGCUGCGUAUCUCAGUGUUGUUUUUUCCCAAAUUUGAAUCAUGGGAUCCAAUAUCCUUCAAAUUGACUGUAAGCUGUUGUGAUUUGAUUUUUGCAAAAUUUUCUGUAGUCUGAUUUGUCACUAUUCUCAGAUGAUGUGAAUGGGAGCUACAGAUGCUUAGCCCUACAGCAAAAGUAGACCCAAAUCUCUAUAUGGAGGCAGUAGCUUUUACAUUUUCUUUGUUGCAAGCCUGGCAAACAACCCAAAGAAUAAACAAUUGCUGGUCAUUUGGUGUUAGCAGUAUGUGAGAGAAAAUAAUGGAUCUUUGGAGCUAGUCAUUUUAGAUGUUUUUUUUCCUUCAAACAAAUAUGUUUUGUGUGAGCAAAUGAACUGGCUAUUAAAUACAAAUAAAAUUGACAAACUUUAUGUGUUCUUGAAAAUAACACAUUCUUUUUCUGUGUGGCUGCCCAUUUCUCACAUUGCAUCCAUUUAGGAUUCCAUACAAAGCCAACCUGUUGAAUAAUUUAUUUGAAUUGAUAUUGAUGUAAUUCCUCCCUGCAAAAGAAUCUUGUUAAAAAUCUACUUCGGAUAAAGAAUGGGAUUUAAUUUGAUAACCAGUUACUUUGAUAACUUUAUUUGAUUUGAUAACCAGUUUCCAGCUACAUAUAAAUAGACUCUGUUAUAAUCCAGAUUUCCUCAUGAUGAUGUCUGUGGAAAGACCUGUGUGUCCAAGUGUAGUUUCAAAAAAUUUGCUAGGUGUCCUGUCCGUUUUCAUUUAUUUCUUUAGUUUAAAAAAAGCAUAUGAAAGAGUCUGCUGUAGAACUCAAGACCCAGGUUAAUAUAUUGUGACUGUUGAGGUACUGUGCCCCUGUGUCUUUUGGCUUAAGGACUGGACAAUGAAAACUAUAUAAGAAAAGAGCUCUUACUUUUUAGGAUUUGUUUUUAACUUUAAAAUAUUUUAGCAUUAAUUUUACAUUGAAUAAUGAACCAAUGAUACAUAUUUGAAUAUGAGUAACCAUUUUAGUUAAUCACUUUGUAGAAUUGUAAAAGAGUGCAGUUAUGUACCAUUAAAUAAAGUCAAAGAUCUUUCUUUCCUCCCUGUCCUAACUAGUAGGAACCCUAAAGACACAACUCACAACUAAUUUCCCUAAAUAGAAUUGCAGUCUGACACCACAUCUAAUUUAUGCCUUUACAUUUGCCAGGUACGUAAGCAAGUACAUAUUUGAAUACAGCUAGAUAUCUGUGUUAGAAAUAUUUCUUGCUAAAGAAUACUGUUUCCUUGAUUUCCAUAGCCCAAUAAUACAGCAAAAACCAUAGGCUAAUAGACGUAGGUUGAAUCCAUUACCGACAAUGCAUAUCCUUAAGUAGAACAGUAGAAUGCCUUUUCUAAUAUAUCAGUAAUAAACAAGAUCAGCAAUUGUCAAACUUUCUGUUCUUAUUACAUGAAUAAGAUAAUUACACUUCUGAUAGAUCAUGUCUAGUCCUUGUUCCAUCCUGAGAUCCAUAUCAAAGCAAAGGCUGGUGGACUAGGUCACUAUUAACUAGUUUUAUUGAUUUUUCCAAACUGUGGCCUGAAUACCCUUUCUAUACCCAAAUCUUUUACUGGUUUCACUGAAAGUGGUAUGUGGAUGAGAACAGCAGAUUUGGGUCAUAGGCUUCUUAAUUUCUUAGCAAAUAUUAUAAAAAAGGGGUUGACAAUCUUUCACUAACAGGCUUGAAUUAAUGCAGAUGGUGCAUCUGAUUACAUAAGGCACUGCUUACAAAAGCAUGUAUCUAUGAUCUAGUUAGUUUGUAGGAAAAAAUAAUAUCACUUUUUGGCGAGCUUGUCAGCAGCAGUGUGGGAAUGCAGUACAGGGCGCUUGGGACAAAGCAGAAGUGGCAACUUUUGGUUCAGUCACAAAUAUCAAUGUGAACAUGCAGCUGCCAGCAGCAGCCACUUUCUUUGGUUCCCCUCCCCCACAAGUUGGCACCUAGGGUGGUUGCCCCUUUCAGCCCCCCUAGUUACACCACUGCUUGCCAGGGUGGCUAAAAAUCUCUUUGCAGGGCAGAUCCAGCCCGUGGAAUAUAGGUUGCCAUCCCCUGCACUAAAUCGCUAGCACUGGAGAAAUGUAGGCCUGGAAAGCUCCUCAGAAGUCAUCUAUUUCAUCCUCUUGCCCCAUCAAGUCUAUCUAAACCAUUCUGACAGAUGUUAUUUAAACUUAGGUAACCUUUUAAACUAGACUUGUAGUUAAAAUGUUUUCUUUACAUCUAAUCAGAAUUUUCUUUACAGUGAGGUUAUCCUACCCUCCUCAUUGCACCUAGAGGACAAUUGAUCAUAUAUUGAAGACUAUUGUUAUAGCCCUUUCAGGUGUUUUCUUCUUGAAACUAAAGAAACAACUUGUGUGUCAACUUUUCCUCCUUUGUUGUUUCCUUAAACCUUACUGUGGCUCUUCUCAGGACUCUUUCCAAUUUGCCCACAUCUUUCUUGAAGUUUGCAGCCCAAAUCCAGACACAGUACUCCAGAGGAGGCUUUACCUGAUUCAAAUUCAACAGAAUAAUUUCUUCCCAUAAUGCUGAACUAUUACACUUUUUAUUUACUUCAAUUAGGACUAGAACCUAUUCACGUUCUUUAUGGCCAGCUGCUAAAAUGAUAGACUAAAAUAUUUUGUUUGGUGUGGAAACAUAUUGAGCAGAAUUUCUGUGCUAAAUGUUUUUCUUUGCUACACAAACAAGAAGUUAUUAAAACUUUGAUUAAUCUUCGAACAGUUGCCACCUGGUGUAAUCUGUACCAAACAUGCCAAACCACAUUUAUUUAAGUAAAAGCUGAACCCUGAAGAUCUCAGCUCUAAUCCUUGAUGCAACAUAUUUUGCAUGAUCAGUUACUAUACACAAGUUGAGUAUGUAAUUUAAGUAGUAACAAACACAUGGGUAUCAAAGAUCAAAGCAAGCUCCAAGCUGCUAAUUUAAAAAAGAAUGCAUGGUGAUAUGCUUCAUCCUUAUUCACAAUUUUUAAUUUUCUCUUUGUUUCUAGGAUUGUGCUUUCAGUUUAAAUAUCCAAACAUCCACUUUGAUUUGAAUAAGUGCAGUGAAUCAGUAUGACACAUACAGUCUGAACAAAAGUGGCUGAUUUCUCAUGUGUUCUCUCUUGUCCUUCAUCCUGGCCUCUUUAAGUUACAGGAAGGUUUGUCAUAUUGUAAGAGUGUUACAAUAAGAGUAUACUGUGAGCUAGUGUUGCACUCCCUGUUUGAAAUUGAUAUGAGACUCGGAGAUAAAUCUCUAGUACACGAGGAAGGAGGGAUUGCUUCUCUGUUCUAAAGCAAGUGGAUUCUUCAAACAUUGAAUGGGACCAAAUCGUGAAUACUUUCACCCCUGCAAAAACAGACAGAAUGUCAGACAACAAGAACAGAGAGGAAGUGCCCAUAAAAACAUUAACCAUUUUGGCAUGAGACUAUUUUCUCUUUCGUUUAAUAUUUUGAAGAGGUUGUAACUGUGUGAGUUUUAGUUAUCUGUGCAGAGCUUGACAGUUAGCCUUAUUAGUUUUUAAAGAAAUAUUUCAUAUUUCAAAUUCAAAGAAAAAACAUCUCUGUGGAAAAAACACUGGGUGACUUUUUAGUCUAAAAAUUGUUAUAUAUUCCACAUUUCUUACAAGUAUACAAGGCUUAAAAUGUGCCAGUUACUAUACAAACAUGAGAAUGCAAGGUCCUUUUCCUAAAGAAGCUUACAGCCCAGACAGACAGUGUGAUCAGUGGUGUCUAGGUGGCUAAUACCUUCAGACCUCUGUUUAUCAUUCCACAUGUAGUUAAUUCCACUUUCACUGUGUCUUCCCUCCCCCAGCCUCAUUUAUUUCCCCCUUUACUAGUUGUAAAAUACUUUAAACACUUUGGGAUAAAGACUAAUUUUUUAUAGGUAGGCACCAGAUCUAGCAAAAUGGAGGGCCCUGAUUAGGGCCUCAAGGUGCAACAAUGAAACAAAUGUAAAGUAUGUAAAGGACAGAGAAUAGGACUUAAACCAUGUGAAUGGUUGUGGUGAUGGUGGGAGGUGAUGAUCUGUCUUUUAAUUCCUUUAAUUAUUUUUGUUCUUCCCCUCUUCUUUAUUGCUUUGUUGUUGAGAGGAAGAAAGGACUGAAAUCGAAGGAACUUUAAGGAAAAAAUUGGAGGAGCAGAGAGUGUGGAUGUGUCAGACCAGAUUAGGGAGGGAAUUCCUUUUGCAAGGGCCUCAUGAAGGAUGCAGAGAUAAGCCAUUACUGAAAGGUGUGAUGAAUUACAUGGCUUGAAAGGUUUUUAUGUUUAGUUUCUAAAAGAAACACUGGCUACUUAUUUCCACCUUAAUUCAUAUUCUUGUUGAAUCCAUUCAUGUAUUCAGAGUGCAAGACCUUUGGAGCAAGCACCAUGCUGUUGUUUUAUGUUUGCUCAGCAUCUGACAUUCAUUGAAUCAAACAAUAAUACGCUUUACUAAUUCAGUAGGGGCGUGCAAAAUGGGCUGUAUUCUAUUCAGAUUCAGCCCGAAUUGGGGACAGUGAUUCAAUUUGUUGAUUCAGAUCACUGUCCCUGAUUCGAUUCGGCCAAAUCU
This is a messenger RNA of Alligator sinensis (Chinese alligator), 9273 nucleotides long. It is a transcript of the gene VEZT, whose product is annotated as vezatin, adherens junctions transmembrane protein. NCBI's taxonomy places the organism in Eukaryota, Metazoa, Chordata, Crocodylia, Alligatoridae. The coding region runs from base 1 to 2577 and encodes 858 amino acids. Gene Ontology annotation, molecular function: myosin binding. The transcript is spliced from 13 exons. Gene Ontology annotation, biological process: cell-cell adhesion. The record is from RefSeq and is a predicted model, not a curated record. Gene Ontology annotation, cellular component: plasma membrane.